GUUAAUUUACUUGGUCGCCAGUAACCAAAAACUUUCCCGGAAAAUUUUUGAGUACUGUGAAAGGAGAAAAUAGAAAUGGCGAGUGGGUUUCCACCGCAGAAGCAAGAGACACAACCAGGGAUACAACAUGUCAUGGAACCAACUCCCGAGUUCUCUAGCUCUAACUACAAACCUUCCAACAAACUUCAUGGAAAAGUGGCGCUCGUGACAGGAGGAGACUCAGGAAUAGGUAAAGCAGUGUGUCACUGCUACGCACUUGAAGGAGCGAGCGUGGCUUUCACGUACGUGAAAGGUCGGGAGGACAAAGAUGCAGACGAAACGCUGCGUUUGCUUCAUGAGGUUAAAACAAGGGAAGCUAAAGAGCCGAUCAUGAUCGCUACUGAUUUAGGGUUUGAAGAGAAUUGCAAGAGGGUCAUUGAGGAAGUGGUGAAUUCCUUUGGACGCAUCGAUGUGCUUGUGAAUUGUGCAGCUGAGCAGCAUGAGGUUUCCAUUGAGGAUAUCGAUGAGGCUAGGCUUGAGAGAGUGUUUCGUACCAACAUCUUCUCGCAGUUUUUCUUGGUCAAGUACGCGUUGAAGCACAUGAAGGAAGGGAGUAGUAUCAUCAAUACGACGUCGGUUGUUGCAUACGCAGGACACUCAAGCUUACUAGAGUACACAGCUACAAAAGGAGCCAUUGUUUCCUUCACUCGUGGCUUAGCUCUGCAGCUUGCACCAAAGGGUAUACGUGUGAACGGAGUAGCUCCUGGUCCGGUCUGGACUCCACUGGUAACUGCAUCGUUCUCUGACGAAGCGAUCAAGCAGUUUGGGUCAGAGACACCGAUGAAAAGAGCGGCUCAGCCAGUGGAAGUGGCUCCUUCUUACGUCUUCUUGGCUUGUAACCAUUGCUCUUCUUACUAUACCGGCCAAAUCCUUCAUCCAAACGAAUUAGAUUUAAACCCGGUUUAGCUAUUUCGGUGCGGUUUUCUUUGGUUUUUGAUCUGUCAGUUAGACCGGAUUAGGCUUUCCUAAGUGAGACACAGGCUAGUUUGCCACUGAACCGGAAAUGUUAAUCACGACUGCCAUUUUGGAGUCUGAAUGCCACCUCACAAUAGGAUAAUACUCCUUUACCCUUAAUGAAUAUCAAUAUCCUUU
Molecule: messenger RNA, 1131 nt
Organism: Arabidopsis arenosa
Lineage: Eukaryota; Viridiplantae; Streptophyta; Magnoliopsida; Brassicales; Brassicaceae
Source: the annotation of a GenBank genome assembly